Anolis carolinensis (green anole) is the source of this 3757-nucleotide messenger RNA. RefSeq names its product rootletin. Lineage: Eukaryota; Metazoa; Chordata; Lepidosauria; Squamata; Anolidae. The transcript has 11 exons. Gene Ontology annotation, biological process: regulation of Golgi organization; positive regulation of microtubule nucleation; centrosome cycle. The coding region runs from base 1459 to 3504 and encodes 681 amino acids. Gene Ontology annotation, cellular component: Golgi apparatus; centrosome. The record is from RefSeq and is a predicted model, not a curated record. Gene Ontology annotation, molecular function: molecular adaptor activity.
UGGCGUGGCCCUGCCCCUUUCUCUCCCUCCCAAAUUCUGCCCAGCCAGACGGAUUAUCCUGCAGCCAAAUCCUAUUACUGCGCGUCAUCACCUGCUCCCUUUAAGUGGCUUGUUGCUUCCAAACCUCCGGGCAAGGCAAUUAGGAGGAAAGGCGAGGAAGAGGAAGGAGUUAUCUGCAUGCCCUUUAAAGGGAAAGGCGCCCGUGGAGGAGAAGCCCAGACAGAGGAAUUAAUCCACAACAAGAAGAUGGUGGAAUGUGGCAAGAAAAGAAGAUAAUAUUUCAACUAACCAAAUCUAACUAAAUUUGUGAACUUCCCUAGCUGGAAUACCGCUAUCUGAUUACCCAGUAUCGAAUACACCUAUUCUAUAUCUCUUCUAAUUCCUCUUGUGCUGAAUGGUGAACAGUAAAGGAGGCUGUUAAAAUAUAGAAAUCUUAAGGUUUUUUACUACCCGAGACCUUAAGUAGUACAGGAUGAUUACUAAGCCAUAUUUGAAUUAAAACCAGAUAGUGAGUGUCUAGAUACAGAUACAGGAAUAAUCUAGAUUCACAUUUAAUACUGAUAGUGGAAAUGUAGAACUUGAAGGGGGAGUAGAUGCUAUCUUACCUUCUACGUGUUUCAUUAAUGUAAUCUUUGUCAGGUCACAUGAAAUUAGGGUUUUUUUAUAGGAGAUCUGAGUACUUGAAUAUUUAUGCUCUAGUUUUAGAAAUAACCAGGAGAAGCCAAAAAUCCAGAAACUGAUAUGUGUGUUUAAUUGGGAUAAGACUAAGAUUUGAGAGCACCAGAUUAACAAAUCAAAGUGAAUUUAGUUUGGAGUGAUCCAGGUAUUUAUAUAUAAAAAUAAUGCUAUACAUUAGGAUAUAAAGAGGGGAUCAAAAGCCUGUUAUUAGUCAGUGAGACUGAGAAUCUUGAGAAUUCCCACAGAUCCAGAAAAUGAAAUCCAGAAAUGUUUCAUUUGACUAGCCAAGUUACAGAUGAAUAUGCUUUGUGCUUGAAGAGUUUGUGGAUCUUGUAGUAGUUUAUAAUUGUCCAGAACUAGAUCAGAACAUUUGAAACUGGUGUAAAGCUAAGAAUACAAGAUCCCCCUUUCUGGAGUUUGAGGGAAAUUCUGAAUAUAAGAUUCCCAUUUCUGAGAUUGGAGAUAAACUGAAAAUACAAGAUUCCCAUUUCUGAGAUUGGACAUAAACUGAGAAUACAGGAUUCCCUUUUCUGAGACUGGAUAUAAACAGAGAAUAUAAGAUUCUGCUUUCUGGCAUUGGAGAGAAACUGAGAAUACAAGACUCACCUUUCUGAGACUGGACAUAAACUGAGAAUAUAAGUUUCUGCUUUCCAACAGUGGAGAGAAACUGAGAAUGUAAGACUUGCCUUCCUGAGAUUGGAGAAAAUUGAGAAUCCAGGAUUCCGAUUUCUGAAACGGGACGUAAACUGAGAAUAUCAGAUUCUCCUUGGCUCUGUAUUCAUGGAUAGCCCCAACAAUUUCUGCCGCCUGUGUGGCGCAGUGCUGCGUGGCAAUCAUCGGCGAUGGUUAUUCAGCCGCAAUAGUGGCAACUCACGCCCUGACCUUCUGGUGGUGCUGUCCUUCGUCCUUGACCGAGAGCCACCCCAGCGUGGAGACGGCCGCGGAGAGUUCCUCUGUGGGAAGUGUGCCCAGGCCUUGGGCCGUGUGUAUCGCUUUGACACCGUCAUUGCCCGGGUCCAAGCGCUCUCCAUUGACCGGCUCCAGCGCCUCCUUUCAGAGAAGGACCAGCUGGCCCGCUCCUUGCGCUACAUUCAUGCACGAAGGUUUCCAAAUGACAAGGACGUGCUGUCUUACACGGGCCAAGAGAUCUCAGCCAGCAUUGCAGAUUUGCCACACGUCCGGUACCAGCGUCUCUUGCAGGAUGACAUGGCACUCUCCGAAUAUGAGUGUUGGGCAAACGAUACAGACAGCAGCCAGCCAGGCUCACCCUGCCGCAACCGCCAGUGCCGCAGCUGCCACGGGCUGCGGGUUGAGGACUCUGAUUAUGAGUGGGUGUGCCGGACCCCACGAAGGCUGGGCGUGUCAUCUCCCAUCUUUCCCCUGUGCCGGGAUAAAUCCCAGAGCAUGCCCACGGUGCACCACGCAAGCUCCCGGGCCUCUCUGAGGUCUCAGAGUCUGGGAGAGGCUGAGUCAUGUUCAAUGCUGUCUUUGGAUACCUUGCCGGAGCUGGAUCUGUCCUGGGAGGCUCUGAGAGCCUUGAGGGGCAUUGGACGGAAACGGAUGAGAGUGCCUAAAGGCAGCAAGAUCCCAGUGCUGGCCAGGAAUAGCUAUGUCUUCUCAAUUCAGCGGGAGAGUCCCUUGGGAGAGGAGGCAUGUGAAGACAUGGUGGAUGAGUUCAUGCCACUGGAGGCAAAACACCAAGCUCAGCGGACGCUACACCAGGAUCUCCAAGGAGCUUUUGACAACCUGAAGGAACGUCUCAAGGCAGCUGAGGAGGAGCUCAGGAGCUUCCAGGAGAAGGGAGGAGAAGUGGCAAGCCAGGAGACUGACGUUCCACUUGAGAAAACUGCGGGUAGCCAAGAGCGUUUGAUUCAUCAAAUGACAAGAUGCCUACAGAGCAAGGAAAAGCUGUUACAGGAUUGUCUGGUGAUCUUGCAGUCUCUUGGGUCUCCAGGGACCAAGCCUUCUGUGUUGGAAGCCUUGAUCAAGCAAAUGGCUCAGCGCUUGAAGGACAGAGACCAAGCGUUAGAGAAGACAUUAUCUGACAAUUUCUUGGCCCUGGAGUCAGUCCAUCGUGAAGUGAAGCACCUCCAAGAGGCCCUGAAGGAUAAAGAUGCCGACCUGGCAAGACUUCACGCUGCCCUGCGCACAGGCGAGGAGACGCUGCAUGCGUUGCGUGAGGUGCUGCACCAAAAGGAUCGGGAGAUCCAGCGGCUGGAAUCGCUGGGCUCUUCCACCCAGGACUCCUGGCAACAGCACGACCAGACCUGGCUCCUGGCUUUGAAGGAGAAGGAGGCCUUGGUCAAAGCCCUCCAGGAGGCCCUGAGCAGCAGCAACAAGGACGUGGAAGCUCUGGCAAAUUCCUUCAACAGCCCAGAAUUUGCCCCAGGACUGCUGCAGCGAAUCCACGAGAAGGAAAACCUCCUGACCCAGUUCUUAGCUGAGCAGGAGCAGAUCCAAGCCCAAUGGCAACAGCGCCUGCAGGAAACAGAAAAGGCAGCAGCUGCUCGAGAGCAAGAACUUCAGGCCCAACUGCGCCAAUUUGGCCAGGAUGCCCAAGAACGGGCCCAAGAAACUGAACAGCUACGUCGGCGUUUGGCAGAAGCAGAAGAGAAACUGGUCCAAGAGGCUACAGGACUGGAGGAGCAGCGCAGCCAACUGGCUUUACUCCGUCAGAUGGGAGAUGUGAAGGAUCAUGCCCUUGGGACACUUCUGCGGGAGGGAGAGGAGAAGGACCGGAUCCUAUGCAGAUGGCAAGAGCACUGGGUCAGAGGGCUGAAGCAGGUCCCAGGGAGACAAGGCCUGUCUAUUCUGCCUUCCACCUAAAUCCACUUAUAUCUUCAGACCUUAAGAUUUCCAGGAAUUCAAGAAUAGAUAGACACUGAUUAGCCAAAGCACUGUACAUACAGGAAGAAAGGAAGACACUGCCAUUGAUUUCAGAAGGGGAAUGUUGUGGAGUCGACUUCUCUCUUCAAUUUAUGGGAAAGUGAAUGUUGCCGAUGCUGGAGAUCAACUCUCUCAGGGUACAAGCUGUGUCUUGGAAACACACUGCCUACAUGGAAUAACAAGUUUAAAACUG